Filobasidium floriforme is the source of this 2104-nucleotide messenger RNA. Its product is annotated as thioredoxin-like protein. The transcript has 14 exons. Gene Ontology annotation, cellular component: endoplasmic reticulum. The record is from RefSeq and is a predicted model, not a curated record. Lineage: Eukaryota; Fungi; Basidiomycota; Tremellomycetes; Filobasidiales; Filobasidiaceae. The coding region runs from base 264 to 1988 and encodes 574 amino acids. Gene Ontology annotation, molecular function: protein disulfide isomerase activity.
CACAAAAUGGCCAUGUCUACCGAGAUGCGAGAUCAUACGAGAGGCGAGAGGCCUGACGAUACCGAGCGCCAACAAGCAGUGGCUUUUCGGCGCGAUUUUGUAUGCCUCAGAACGCAUAACUGCUAUUACGGGUAUCAACCCAACCAACGAGUACGCCUCCACUUCUGAGGCCGCACUUGUAUUAAGAUGGGCAAUGAAGAUCCGAUAUGUCAUAGCAACUAGAUAGAAUCAGGCUACAAGAAACUGCCAGCACAAAGUCAGAUAUGUUCGGAAGUGUCGCCAGGUGGGCCGCCGCGGGAUUGCUCGUCGCCGCCGCCGUUCGAGCCGGUCUACCAGGAACAGUGGAACAUGCUCAUCAACUGACGGCCGAGAAUUGGGAGGAGAAGACACGGAAUGGGAUGUGGCUAGUGGAGCAUUUUAGUCCUGGAUGCGGGCAUUGCCGAGCUUUCGCUCCCACAUACGAGAAGCUUUCGGAGGAGAACAAAGACCUAGAAAAGAGUCGAGGGAUGUUCUUCGGGCAAAUCAAUUGUCAGGUGCAGGGAGAUCUCUGCAACUCCCACGAGAUCAAGUUCUACCCCCAACUGAAGCUCUACCAAAACUCGCAAGAAAUUGACCAAUACACCGGCGACCGCUCCCACGGCCACCUCACCGAAUACGUACAGGACAAGUCCCGCAUCUUCGCUCGGUCUUUGGCUCAGAACGUCUUGGUAGAGUCUGGGCGGGAAAAGGUUACGUCGGGGGUGAAUGCUGAGGGGAUCAGUGUGAAUGCGGGAGAGGAGGAGUUGGAUAGGAUGAUCAAGGAUGGACCGGUCUUCGUCAAGUUUUACGCACCUUGGUGUGGACACUGCAAGAAGUUGGCUCCAACCUGGGCUGAGCUAGGCACAGCGAUGAAAGACAAGCUCGCCAUCGCCGAAGUCAACUGCGAAGCACUACCCGCCUUGUGUAAGAAACACAAGAUCACCGGAUACCCUACCUUGAAUCUGUACAACGCAGGCGCCGUCAAGCCUUACAACGGGCCUCGAAAACUGAACAAGAUGCAAGAGUUCGCCUUGAACGCCAUCAUACCACCGACAUUGCAUCACGUCGAUGCUGAAGAGCUCAAGACAGUACAAAAGCGGAAGGACGUCUUUUUCCUUUUCCUCCAUACUUUCGGCACGAAACCUAACGAUCUGGCUAUGCUGAAAAAGACGAGCACUUAUCGAGCAAACGACGUUGCCUUCUACCAAUCCUCAGAUCCCGACAUCUUCGCUUCCUCCAAGAUCGACGGUACCAAAGGUAGCGUCCUGGCUGUUUUCAAGGAUCACAUGGACAAGCCCGUUUCGACCCUUUACUUCGACGAGGCCCACCCAUCGACCGACCAGAUCAACACGUUCAUCAUGUCCCACAAGUACCCAUUGGUCACCGAGCUCACGCCUGACAAUCACGAAGAACUCUUCAACUUGCCUACUAGGGCGCUGAUCGUCCUCGCCGCUUUGAAACCGGGUAGCAAGAACCGGAAAGAGUUCGAAUCUGACCUGGCGUAUUUUACCAAGGUCUCCCGAGCAUGGCAAAAGGGUGGUAGACAGUUCUCCCAGCCGGUUCACUUCGUGUGGACCGAUGCGACGAGGCAAUCCAAGUGGUUGAAGCACACUUAUGGUGUCAACCCGAAGAAGCUCCCGGCUGUCGUCUUGAUUGACCCACCUCUCAACCAAUACUACGAUACGACACUCGAACGGGACUCGCUCAAGUUCGACGGGGCUAGCAUCUUUUCUACCUUGGAGGGGAUGUACCAGCAUUUCUUGAUUCCAAAGGCUGCUAGUUCGGCUCUAGAAAGGGGUUCAAAGCAAUUCGAAGACGGAGUGAUGGGUUUGAUGAAAAUCGUCGCCCGGCAUCCAUUCUUGACGUUUUUCAUCCUAGGGGCCUUUAUCGCUUUUGCGAUCUUUGGCUUGGGACGAUUCAUCGAUUACGACUUGAACAAGACGAAUGCGGCGAAUUCAAGGUUAGAUUGAUGUGGCUGUCAUUAGCGUUCCGUGGAGGUUGUUGUAGCAUUAGACAUUGUUAUUAUCGGAUGGCUUGAGACAAAGGCUUGGAGCAUUUAUCCAGACGCAUCCUCAGUACGAGGGGG